CCAGACGAGACCGAUUUCCCAUUCGCGCCGUGAUUACAAGAUAGCGUGGAACCUUAUCGUCUCGACCACUCGAAGAUGUGGCCUCUGCCAUAAAUCGCGUCCCAGUGAUCCCGAUAGGAAGGUGUUGGUCAGAACCAAAGCCCCAAUCACCAGUUGCACCGCGAACGGCUUCGAGCGUAGUCAUGUCGUCGUCCUUUGUGGCGUUCACCGUCGCUUUUUUGAGUGCCCUGAGCCUGCUGCCCGUGGAGACCUUCUGCGACUCCUCCUACUACGAAAAGUACUACGCGGCUCGUCGCUAUGUGCCCCUCAAACGAGACGCUCCGCUACAGUUUAACUUCUCCAUAAAGUUUCAUCCGGACCAUCUGGGUUCGUUUGAGCGUGUUGCCCUGGUGGGCAACCUACCCGCUUUGGGAUCCUGGCAAGCGAGAAAGGCAGUGCUCCUUGAUCAGAUCAACACCACAACGUGGACCACCUCCGUGGAAAUUCCCCAAAACAGCAGCGUGGAGUAUCGCUACUUUGCCGCGGUCGUCGGACAGAGUGGAGUCGUUCGGAUUCGACACUGGGAGGCCCAAGUUGAGGCCAGGUCCUUCAACACGACCAAGUUUAAUGGCAGCCGCAUCGAUGAGUAUGGAUUAUUGGAUGGAAAGUGCACUGCGUCUGGUCCCUGGCUUCAGGAUUCCGGCAGCAUUCUUCAGCUAAAGGUGUUCCGUGAGGCUCUUACUCUGGAAGAGCAACCGGAGUUGGGACAAGGAAAGCUGCGCCUCCGGUUGCUGCCCGUAGAUCCUAAGACCUUAGCGCCAAUCCUCAGCUCCGCACGCGCAACUGUGGAGUACGCUCAAGUGUCGAGUACGAAUACCUACCGGGUUAUCCGGGAUCAGCCAGAAUACGGUGUGCCCUACGCGUCCGGGGAUAUUCUGAUGUUCCAAGUGAACUUGGAACAGUUGGAGACAGUGUCAUAUUUAGUGGAAGUGUACGCCGAACAAACGACGGAGAACGUUGUCCGUCUGCUGGGUUAUGCGCACCUGCUGCCCACCUCGUUUACCGGAAGCGAAGGCAGCAUCUCAAUCGACCUAAUCUCGCCAGUAUGGCAGCGCUUGGUAGGCGGACUGCAGUUGGGGUAUCUGGUCAUCCGGCCAAUGGAAAAGGAUGGGUUUGAUAUGCGCACCAGCUUCAUAAAAUGGCGCUCCAACUGGACAAACCUUGAGAUUGGCCACCGUGGCUUGGGAAAAUCUCUCACGGUAACCACGAAUGCGGCUCCACUUAUCGAGAAUACGGUUGCUUCUAUGAUAGCCUCCGCCGAGUUGGGAGCCGAUCUCGUGGAGUUCGAUGUACAGCUAACCAGCGACCUGGUGCCCAUCAUCCACCACGACUUCUCUAUUCGCGUCUGCAUUGACUCUAAGACGCCGACGAGUCGGGAUGACCUGACCGAGGUGCUGCUAAAGGACAUAUCCUACGAACAGCUCAAGGAUCUGAAGACCUACCAGAUCGUGGGCAACAAGAUCGUCGAGUAUCCGGCACACAACAACGUCGAGCCACCGGAACAGCGACUUUUUCCCACAUUGCAAGACUUCUUUGAGCGGGUCAACCAGACCACAGGAUUCGACAUUGAGAUCAAGUGGCCGCAGCAGAAGGCGGAUGGAGAAUUCGAGAGUGAGCAGACGAUAGACAAGAACCUUUUUGCUGAUCGCAUCCUGGCGGUAAUUCGGCGUCAUGGCUGCGGGCGCUAUAUAGUCAUCAAGAGCUUUGAUGCGGAUCUCUGCACCCUACUCCGGUAUAAACAGAACAUGUACCCGGUAAUCUUCCUCACCAGCAGCAAGGAGAACGUAUUCGCUGAUCCGCGAACCGGCACCGUGGAUCUGAGCAUUAGCUUCGCCCAUGCCGCCAGACUGCACGGUAUUUCGCCAAACGCCGUAUUCAUAAAGGCGGAUCCAGGAUUGAUCCGACGUGCUAGCUCUCUCAGCUUAGUUCUGCUUUGGGGUUCCGACCUCAAGGACCGCGAAUCCAUUGACUGGUUCCUGGAGCAAAAGCCCACAGGUGUCAUCUACGACAGACUGGACCUCUGGCUGCCGGCCAACAAGACGAGUGUCUUCGAUGACGAGCCGUAUCUGCCCGGCUACUUUCAGCACCAGUGUGAUCCAGGUUCCAAGGAGCGCGAGGUGAACUCUACCAUUGAAAGCAUUCUUAGUAACGUUAACCUCCUGUAAAAGCAGAUUUCUGUAGCUCCCCAAAACCAUAUGUAUUCUAUGCAAUAAACGAACUAUAUUGAAAAUCUAAAA
This is a messenger RNA of Drosophila eugracilis, 2276 nucleotides long. RefSeq names its product glycerophosphocholine phosphodiesterase GPCPD1. The record is from RefSeq and is a predicted model, not a curated record. NCBI's taxonomy places the organism in Eukaryota, Metazoa, Arthropoda, Insecta, Diptera, Drosophilidae. Gene Ontology annotation, biological process: glycerophospholipid catabolic process. Gene Ontology annotation, molecular function: starch binding; glycerophosphocholine phosphodiesterase activity.